AUGACAGUCGGUUUGACUCGGACUUUGCGCUCGGAGACUCUGGCCAAGAUUGCUACUCUUGGAAUUGAGACUGAAGAUCUGGAGAGCCCCGAGAACCCGAUUCUAGCAGCCAUUGAUUCGCUGUGGCCUACGGACGGUACUGAGCCUGUCACAGACUUUGAGUUCAAGGCCAAGGGCUCGGAGCUGUUUGUUCAACGUAUUGUUGAAGACGAUGACGCCAAUGCAUUUGUUCACAAUGAGACUCACGAUAUGGCAAUCUCAACUCAACCCUUCAUCCAGCCUGGACAGCGAUUCAAGAUCCAAGUCGGCAACCUGGGUGCACUCGACUCACUCUACUUCGUGGAGGACAACCCACCCCCAUUGGGUGAGGAUCAAAUUGAGCUCGAAGUUAAAGCAACUGGUCUCAACUUCAAAGAUAUUGUUGUCACCAUGGGCCAGCUUUCGCAGCCUUACAUCGGAAUCGAAUGCAGCGGUGUCAUAUCGAGCGUUGGUUCAAACGUGAAGGACUUCAAGGUUGGCCAGAGAGUUAUGGCGUUGCCUGAAGGUGGUUUCUCGACCUAUGCGCGAUGCCCUACUACCAGUGUUGCGGGAAUUCCGGACACCAUGUCCUUCGAGGUCGCAGCUACAAUCCCUGUCGUGUUCUGUACUGCAUACUACUCGUUGUUUGAUCUGGGUCAGCUGCAUCCAGACGAGCGUGUCCUGAUCCACGCCGGCGCCGGCGGUGUUGGGCAAGCAGCCGUCAUGCUUGCGCAAAUGAUCGGUGCCGAUAUCUUCGUUACCGUCGGUAGCCUUGACAAGAAGCAAUUCUUGAUGACUCAAUACGGGAUCCCCGAGGAUCGCAUCUUCUACAGCCGUGACACAUCCUUUGCUCAUGGUGUUCGGAGAGCGACUGGUGGGGUCGGUGUGGAUGUUGUCAUUAAUUCUCUUGCCGGUGAUCUUCUUCGCGAGACUUGGGAAUGCCUGGCGCCAUUUGGUCGGUUUAUCGAGAUCGGUAAGGCUGAUAUCACGAAGAAUACUCGACUGGAUAUGUUGCCGUUCGAAAAUAACGUCACGUUCGCGUCGGUCGAUCUCACCAAGGUUGCCAAAUACAAACCACAGCUGAUGAAGCGCCUUAUGGGUGAUGUUUGUCAGCUGGUGCGCGAGAAAUCUGUUCAUCCUAUCUUGCCGCUUUCAAUUUAUCGGAUCUCUGAUAUUGAAAAGGCGUUCCGUACUCUGCAGACUGGUAAGAGUAUGGGCAAGAUUGUGGUUGUUCCUCAAGAUGGCGAUCUCGUCAAGGCUGUGGCACCCAAGACUAGUUCCACCCUUCUGCAUCCGGAUGCAUCGUACAUCUUGAUUGGUGGUACGGGUGGUCUAGGUAGAAGCAUGGCUAAGUGGAUGGCCACCAAGGGUGCAAGGAACAUUGUCCUUGUAUCCCGUCGCGGAACUAGCAAUGAAAAGGUGCAGGCCCUGGUUGACAGCCUGGCGCCCUUGGGGGUGCGAAUCAUUGUCAAGGCGUGCGAUGUCAGCAGUCAAGAAUCUGUCGAGGCUCUCGUCAAGGAGGAGAUGAAAGGUCUUCCCCCAGUGCGAGGUGUGAUCCAGGGUGCAAUGGUACUGCGUGAUAUGCUGUUCGAGAACAUGUCUCUGGACGACUUUACAGCCGUGGCAUCUAGCAAGGUAGAAGGAACCUGGAAUUUACACAACACUCUAAUCGAAUCCCCACUGGACUUCUUCAUCGCUCUUUCAUCCGUGGCCGGCAUAAUCGGUAACCGCGGACAAGCAGCAUACUCCGCAGCAAACGUCUUCCUAGACGGAUUCACGGAAUACCGACAAUCCCUCGGCCUACCAGGAACAUCAAUCGACCUAGCCGCAGUCAGCGACGUCGGUUACUUAGCUGACAGUGACGCCCAAAGGCGCCAGGAAGUCCUGAAAAACAUCGGCAGCCAGGCCAUCAAUGAAUCCGAGGUCCUGGCACUCGUUGCUGCCGCCAUAACAGGCGACCUAAACCAGUCCUGUGUCGGGCAGUGCAUCACUGGACUGGCGCUGGAUUCUCUAGACAAUAACUUCUGGAUUCAAGACGCCAAAUUUAGCGUGCUUUACCAAGCUGCUAAGGGCCAGCUUGGUAGUAGCUCCCAGCGCGAUGGGCCGUCCGUCCCGCUGCAGGUUACUUUGCAGGCUGCGUCAUCUAAGGAAAAUGCUUUGCUUGUGUGCUAUGAAGCGCUGGCCGCUAAGUUGGCACAGGUACUUGUCAUCUCCUUGGAGGAUAUGGAUCCUUCGAUCACUGUGGCUUCGUUGGGUCUUGAUUCGCUGGUGGCGAUUGAGAUUCGGAACUGGAUUGCUCGGGAGGCCAAUGCUAAUGUACAAGUUCUGGAGCUCUUGUCUAGUGGGACUUUGAUGGCCUUGGCGGAGAUUAUUCUGAAUAAGUCUCAGGCUUACACCUCUUCGUGA
This is a messenger RNA of Penicillium canescens, 2424 nucleotides long. RefSeq names its product type I polyketide synthase. The coding region runs from base 1 to 2424 and encodes 807 amino acids. The transcript has 3 exons. The record is from RefSeq and is a predicted model, not a curated record. Gene Ontology annotation, biological process: secondary metabolite biosynthetic process; fatty acid biosynthetic process. Gene Ontology annotation, molecular function: phosphopantetheine binding; fatty acid synthase activity; oxidoreductase activity. NCBI's taxonomy places the organism in Eukaryota, Fungi, Ascomycota, Eurotiomycetes, Eurotiales, Aspergillaceae.